Molecule: messenger RNA, 1809 nt
Organism: Trypanosoma cruzi
Lineage: Eukaryota; Euglenozoa; Kinetoplastea; Trypanosomatida; Trypanosomatidae
Exons: 1
Coding region: 1-1809 (602 amino acids)
Source: RefSeq, a predicted model, not a curated record
AUGAACUACGUAUUCAUGGAGAUAAUAUUACUCUUGGCUAUAGUGGCUCUUCACUGCCGGACAGAGGUACUGGCUGUGGGUGUUGCGACAGUAGGGCCCUUGGAAAAAUCAACCCCACUAUGGGAUGAUAAAAGCGAAUCUGAUGUGCUUACCAAGGAACCGUUUAACAGCAAAGUCGGUCUGAAAAAGUCAUCUCAGCUUUCUGUGUUAUUUCUUCGUGAGGACGACAGGAUCCUUCAGGGAAACGUGCGUUGUGGGGGAGGCUAUUGCCCCAAUGAGGCCCCUAUUUGCUGUGGAGAAGCCCCGCACUUUUAUUGCGUGCCUGGUGGGAACAAAUGCUGUUAUGCACCUAAAGGUAAAGUGGCAGCGUGUGAACAGAGCGAUGAGUGCUGUGUUUUUGGAAAUAAUGCCACGUGCUGUAAGCAAGGUACAAGGUGUCAGAGAGAUGGGAACGGGUCAGCAUGUGCUAUAGAAGCCUGCACCAAAUAUCAGACAUCGGAUGAUUGUCUGCACAAGACAGAGGAAUGCGCAUGGUGUUGCGAAGAGCGGCGUUGUGUUAGUAAAAGUCAGGUGUGCUCUUCGGGAGAGAAACCUAUUAGGUCAUCGGAAACGUGUCCUUCCCCUUGUCAGUAUGCUGAUACAUGCGCUCUCUGUCUCUCUUAUAACAGUUCAAUAAAUGGAUCAGAUGCUUGUUUGUGGUGUUGUGCGACGCAGUCAUGCAUCCCUACAAGUAGGGUUAUGGAGUGUAAUAACGAUCAAGAAAUCCAACGGUUGGGUAUGUGUUCCGUUUGUCAGGCCAACGGGGCUGGAAUAAACCCUGAGUUUGUGGGAAUGAUGUCACAGUUUUUUGCCAUGAUAUCAGGUAUUGUCCUUAUUGUGGGUAUUAUAUCUUGUAUUGGGGUGACCCGUGCCUAUUUCUACUUUCGUGGAGGUAUGCUGACGAACAACGGAAUGCGUCUAUCCGACGUUGACGCCCAAAUGGCGGUCCGGCGCCACGGGUUUGGCUCUAGGGAAACUGUUUCCAUGCAGGAAAGUGUGAAGCGGAGUUUAAAUCGAUUUUUUUGCAAGGUAUUUUUCAUGUUCAAGUCAAAGUUAAGGUUGGAAAACUCUUUUGAGGCGGUACAAACAUCAUCGUGUUUAGGCAGUGUGUUGUCCUGCGCCACGUGCCACCGCAUACAGCAUGUUCGCAUACUUGCUUCCGUUGCAAACACCAUGAAGGGUAUCAAAAUGGUUGAAGGAAAAACUGGGAGCGAUUCAAACAAUGAUGUCAAUGCGGCGGAUGACGAUAUCGUCAUCAUGUUGCCGUGUUGUCAUGCGUUUUGUCGUCCAUGCGUUGGGCUGAUUCCAUCAAAGAAUCCUUUGACGGCACGACUUGGUGAAUGUCCUCUGGAAGCCCAACCACACGACGCUGACACCAUACGGGCAAAUUACAUUCGCCUUCAUUUGUCACCAGAAGAGGGUACGACUUUUUCUUGGGGAAUAGAUCCGUCCACCACGGAUACACAAUACGCUUCGCGUGAGGAGCAGCAUGGAAUGCCAUCUUUUUCGGGGAGAAGAGAGGAAAAUGGAAGCAAUAUUAUUCCCACUAGUUCUACAUCUACAAGAUGGCAGCCGCAGCGUCGAAUUAGAAUUUGGAGGGAUGGGCUGCUGCGUUCAUUGCGAAGGCUUGGUGUUUGCCGAGAGAGCAUUUCUUCACUGGAAGGGACGUUGUUGGAGAAUGUUGUGCUAGAGAAAAUCAAUCACAAGUGUCCCAAAUGUAAGCAAAGGGUUAAAGACGUUCUUCUUCCCGAAAAUAUUUUGAAAUUGUAG